This is a messenger RNA of Aedes albopictus (Asian tiger mosquito), 720 nucleotides long. RefSeq lists its product as uncharacterized. The record is from RefSeq and is a predicted model, not a curated record. Lineage: Eukaryota; Metazoa; Arthropoda; Insecta; Diptera; Culicidae.
CACAUGUGGUCGUGUGCUCGCAUCGCACCCCCUUUUAGAUCGCAUUCGAAGCCGCACUUUCUUCCAAACGUGCGAGUUGCGCUCCGGCGAUGUAUACCAAUGGGGUAGGCAUGGACGGACGGAUGGAUGGAUGGGUUGGUAUAGUUCCGAUCGGUUCAGCAGAUGUUAGUUUUAUCCACGCGUUUGGCCAGAGUGUUGUGUAGUUGUCUGGCUUCUACCGUCUGCUCGUUCGUCGUAGUGUGUUAUGAUUUGUAACCGAGCGAGAGUGUUGUUGGGUUGUCGUCGCUGGAUGGUUGAAUCAUUCCUCCUCUGUCCAUGAGAUUGUAUAUCUUAUACUGGUGGAAGAGGGUACAGUCUUAUAGUGGAUCUAUCCCCGGCGUGGUCGUUAGAGAAAUCUUCCUGCUCGCGGUCGCUUUUAGUGAAGUUUUAGUGGAAAUAUUCAAUUGGAUUAGAAGAAUUAUCAAGGUGGAAUAGUUGGGAAAACAUAUUUGACAGUGUUUUGCUAGUGAGAUCAAAUAAGUUACUACGCAAUGUGAUUGAUUGCGACGAAUAAAAUAACGGCCAACUUUCCGUUCAGUGUACUGUUAAUACUCAAUAUUCAAGAGAUUAUUGAUUAGGGGAAAUAAUAAAGCAAAAUGGUGCUCUACAAGCUGAUGGUGGUGCAUUGGUCUAUUUUUACGCUUUUUAUACAGUUGGUGUUCUGUGCAUCUGCAUUUACAA